Molecule: messenger RNA, 3917 nt
Organism: Coregonus clupeaformis (lake whitefish)
Lineage: Eukaryota; Metazoa; Chordata; Actinopteri; Salmoniformes; Salmonidae
Gene: pla2g4ab
Product: phospholipase A2, group IVAb (cytosolic, calcium-dependent)
Exons: 18
Coding region: 511-2757 (748 amino acids)
Biological process (GO): glycerophospholipid catabolic process
Cellular component (GO): Golgi apparatus; endoplasmic reticulum; cytosol
Molecular function (GO): calcium ion binding; calcium-dependent phospholipid binding
Source: RefSeq, a predicted model, not a curated record
GACAAUGCAACAAGAAUAAUAAAUAAUAAAAUAUAAGAAUACGAAGAUAAGGUAAAUGGCUCAGUAGAAAAUAAAUUGAAACAUCCGCAGGUUGCAUCAUACUUCUCUCUGGGGGAUUUUCUGCAAUUCAACCUACUCUCAUGAGAAGCAUUUGAGGUCAGAUAAGUCACGUUAACGAGCAAUGUCUCUGAUACAACCCAUGCGCCACAAUUCAGGUUUAGAUUCUUACUUUCUAAAUGACCAAAGAUUAAAGUUGAGUUCCGCUAAGAGGUGUGUACGUUUUUCGAGAGGCAGUGUUUAGCACCUCCUCGGGCUCCUCGUAUACCGUAUACAGUGGAGCCAUACUUCUGCCAGUGAUGACAUCUUUUCUAGGAUUUAUGAGCUGAUACUGUUCUCAAGUCUAACUGCUACCCAGUGUCCCUGGAAGAUCUUCUUAAAGUUCAAGGACACAUCUGGAGACUGGACAGAGACUCUCUUCCUAGCUGACACCAACUCUCCCAGCAGCAAACCAUGUCUUCCAUAGACCCCUACCAGUACAUUAUUGUGGAGCAGCAGUUCUCUCACAAGUUCAGAGUGAAGGUGGUUCGAGCUGAGAAUGUCACGAAGGGAGCACUGGGUGACCUGUUGGACACUCCUGACCCCUAUGUGGAGCUGUUCAUCCCAACUUCCCCCGAGAGCAGGAAACGAACGCGCCACAUAGACAACGACAUCAACCCUGAAUGGAAUGAAACCUUUGACUUCAUACUAGACCCAAACCAGGAGAACCUUCUAGAGAUAACGUUAAUGGACGCCAAUUACGUGAUGGACGAGAAACUUGGGACUGCGUCGUACAACGUCUCCAAAAUGUUGAAAACUGGUCAGACUGAGACAGUGCCUUUUCUUAUCGGCAAAGCAACCAAUGUAUACUUAGAGAUGGCCCUGGAGGUCUGUACUAAACUGGACCUGCGGUUCAGCCUGGCCCUGUGUGACAAGGAGAAGCUGUUCAGACAGGCCCGCAGAGAGAAGGUGACGUUGGGCAUCAAGAAGCUGCUAGACAUGGAGAAGCCUCGCUUCCUCCCCAGCACCCCUCAGGAGGUGCCGGUGAUAGCCAUAGUGGGUUCAGGGGGAGGCUUCAGGGCCAUGGUGGGGUUCUCUGGGGUGAUGAAGGCCCUGUAUGAGUCUGGGGUCCUGGACUGUGCCACCUACAUCGCUGGCCUCUCUGGAUCCACCUGGUACAUGUCGACCCUGUUCUCCCACCCAGAGUUCCCCUCUAAGGGUCCUAAGGAGAUCAACGCAGAGCUGAUGAAGAGUGUGAGCAGUAACCCUCUGAGGCUGCUGCUGCCCCAGCACAUCACCAACUACAUCCAGGCUCUGUGGAGCAAGAAGGCCAACGGACAGCCCGUCACCUUCACAGACAUCUUCGGCAUGCUCAUCGGAGAGACACUCAUUCCUGCGAGGAUGGACACAAAGCUGAGUGAGUUGCAUGAGAAGGUAAAUGAGGCCCAGUGUCCCCUCCCUCUGUUCACCUGUCUGCACGUCAAACCAGACGUGUCCGAGCUCAUGUUCGCAGACUGGGUGGAGUUCAGCCCAUUUGAGAUUGGAAUGGCAAAGUAUGGAACGUUCAUGACCCCUGACCUUUUUGGAAGCAAGUUCUUCAUGGGAACCGCUGUGAAGCGUUAUGAGGAGAACCCACUACAUUUCCUUAUGGGGGUGUGGGGCAGUGCUUUCUCCAUUCUCUUCAACAGAGUUCUGGGGGUGAAAGACACGGUCGGGGGGAGCACUAUGGAGGAAGAGCUUGAACAGAUAAAGCCUCAACACAUCGUGGGGGAGGAGAGUAUGGACAAUGACGAGGAGCCUCAGAAAGGAGGCAGUGAGAACAAGGAUGAUGAGUACCACCGCACCGCCCAGAACAGCUGGGUCCAGCGAAUGAUCACCUCCCUCUUCAGCGACUCCUCCCUGUUCAACACGCGGGAGGGGCGGGCGGGGAAGGUCCAUAACUUCAUGCUGGGCCUCAACCUCAACACCAACAUGCCCUUCUCCACCUUCGGAGACUUCAUGUACCAGAACUCCUGCGCCUCCGUCGAGGAUGAGGUGGACGCUGUCACAGACCCCGAUGAGUUUUCUGAUAUCUAUGAGCCCCUGGACGUGAAGAGUAAGAAGAUCCAUAUAGUGGACAGUGGUCUGACCUAUAACCUCCCGUACCCCCUCAUCCUGCGGCCGCAGCGUGGCGUCGACCUCAUCAUCUCCUUCGACUUCUCAGCUCGCCCCAGCGACUCCAGCCCACCCUUCAAGGAGCUUCUGCUGGCUGAGAAGUGGGCCCGGAUGAACAAACUGCCGUUCCCUAAGAUCGACCCUAAAGUGUUUGACCGCGAGGGCCUGAAAGAGUGCUACGUCUUCAGGCCAAAAAAGGGGGAACGGAACUGCCCAACUGUCAUCCAUUUUGUCCUGGUCAAUAUCAACUUCAGGACGUUCAAAGCCCCUGGAGUUCCUCGUGAGACGGAACAGGAGAAGGAGAUGGCUGACUUUGACAUCUUCGACGACCCUGAGACGCCGUACUCCACGUUUAACUUCCAGUACUCCAACCAGGCCUUCACACAGCUCCACGACCUCAUGGAGUUCAACACGCUCAACAACAUCGAGGUGAUAAAAGAGGCCAUUAAGGAGAGCAUCAUAUACAGGAAGGAGAAUCCAUCCCGCUGCUCUGUGUCCCUCUCACUCAACGAGAUCCAGAACAAAAUGUUCCUGAAGCGUGAGACGCGGGAGAAACCCCGGAAGUGAGAGCCGGAAUGCUGGGAAGAGCAAGGUCAAGCUAUCAGACAAAACUUUGGCAUUGGAGAGUGAAGAUUUUCCUCUAUUUUUACAAUUUCUAUUUGGGAAACUUUGUUGGUUUGUUUUGUCCAUCUAAUGUGAAUGAAGAGGGUUUGGUGUAAACCAUGUAAACCUGUGGUGGAUAUCACUGAACAACCUGACAGAGACUUGUUAUGGACCCUAAAGUUUAGUGGUAUAAAGUCUUAAGGGAUCUUAAAAUAGCAGUAAACUAAACUCCAUGCUCCUUAAUUGACUUUUCAUUUUAUAAGUGUGACUCAUGUAUGUAUUCUGUGUUUUUAAUGUAGCAGGGUAUUCCUACAGUGUAGUUGUAAACAGUUGGUUACUGAUCUAAACAAGUGAUCUCAUAGGAAACCAUGGUAACCAUAGAAGAGGAGGUGUCCUUAAACUAUCAAGUUGUGUUUGAUGCCAACUUCUAAAACACCACCAAGUGCAACCGUCUGGAUUUCUCAAACAUCUCAAUUAUGUUUAUUCAACGCAGGGAGUGUCUCCAACAACAAAACAAAACUCAACACCAUAGAAACUGCCUUUCUGUCUGCCUCUCUUAUAUUCCGCUCUGUCACGUUAGAGUGGGUUUAUUUUCCUGAGUGUGUUAUUUCAGGCUUCCCCUUAUAUACUUGGACCAAGUUUUUUUGGGGGGCAGAGUAAUUUCCUCCCACCGUGACCCUCCUCAGUGACUUCUUAAAAGGCUAGGGGAAAUGGAUGUAACCUGAUUCCAGGCCCAUCCACACCCACCAUCCUCCCCUGCUCUCCCCCGCAGAUAUGGUCAGGUGUGUCUGUGCUGAGGUGGGGUGAGAGGGGUGUAUCCCCGGAGAGGAUUUGGUGUGAUGGGUGAAAGCGCUGCCACUUAGCUUCACUUCAUGGCUCUUGUCGGCACACAGUGGAAUUUCAAACGCUACACCUACACCUGCAGCAGCGUCUGGAGAGAAGAAUCUGACAUACUACACCUACACCUGUAGGGGUCAAGGGGCUUCCAGUGUGCUGUGGAAUUUUACAGAGACCAUGACCUGACUGAGCUCACAUUUCAGCCUAGUUUUUAAAACAUAAUAAUAAUAAUAUGCCAUUUAGCAGACGCUUUUAUCCAAAGCGACUUACAGUCAUGCAUGCAUACA